AAUGGAUGUGAAAGAUGGACAAUGUUACGCGCAUACCCGAGGAUUGAGGGGCGUCCUGCGUAUGUUGGUAACCGUGAUCAGCUAGUGCAUGGCCGAGGGUGAAGGGGAAACGUGUGAGAGGGAGAAGGGGAUCGCCUUGCAUUUGCCCGGUGCAGGAGGACUCGCUCCUGGGGGGGACACAUUGCAGAGUCGGAGAGAAAUAUCCAGCCGAGAGAGGGUGCUUACGGUAUAGGGGAUUUGCCUAACCCGUUUCUCUUUAUUUUCUCCAACGGUCUGCAAAACGACAGUUAUGUUCACUGGAACAUCAUGUGGGAUGAAACUGUAUUCUGAAUGGCGACGGGCUCCAUGGAUAUAGGAGCAGCGUCGCGAUCUCCAUCCAAGGACAUGCUGCUGGUAUUAAAUAUCCAUAUUUCAUAAGCCAACAUCGCUGUGACCGGCACCGUGCCUAUAAAGCUGCGGGUUGACAGGCAGACGGAAGCAACAACGGCCAGUUAAAGCGAAUAAAUUUAUUUAAUUGCUUUUUCAUAAUUUAUCUUUAAAUCGCAGUAUUUUGUGUAGUCAUACCAAGAUGCACACGGCAAGCGGCUAGUGUCCAUGCCCAGGGAAUAUGGGGAUAUGGUGGAAUGGGAUUUAACACGAGAAAAAUACACACGCUCGUAAAACAUAAACUGGUAUUUGGUGUCGCUUUUCAAAACAGACUGAGAUUCGGGCUCGAAUGAAUGGGAUUGGUCUUGGAAUAUUAAUAUUUACAGUGCAAAAAUAAGGCAACGGAUAUGUGUGCCUGGGAAACAGUGUGGCUGCAUUGUUAAGCCGAGCCGAGACAGACAGGCAGGGGAGAGAGUGUGGAGAGAAAGACAGUGCGAGAGGGAGGCGGAGAGAAUAACCGCGGUGAGAUUAUUUUUAUGGACGCGCCCGGUGCGUAUGUUUGCGCGUGUCAGUCGUGUAACUCAAUCAUGUCGUCGGGCAAGUGAAACAAGAAGACAGCAAGUGCAAAGCUUACGCGCUCGCAACGACGAACAGUACUGUGCUGCCCCCCGCGCUGGCCAAAGAAGAGUCUAAAAACUGCAUGACUCCGAAGGUCAAAAGAAGCGCGGACACAAGGAUUCGGGGGAAGUAAUUAACUACAGCAGAGUGAUUUAUUUCCCGUCAAAACUUUGCUCCAGGCGGGUGACGAGGACAACUGAUGCAGGAGUCCAGGCAUAUAACUGAAGAGGAUGCGUUUAUGUCGUGGACAUACAAGGGGGUCGAACUGUGACGGUAAUGUACAGGAAAGAGUCCGGAGAAAAGACUCUGAACCAUGAGGCUCCCUGAGAGUGAGGAAGACGAAGACGUGUCCUUCAUCAUCAUCAGUGCCAGACAGUGGAGGAGAAGUGAGCGUGUGCCAGGGAGGAUGGCUCUCAUGUUGAUCUGAGAGAGGAACCAGCUGUAAAAUUAUCCAUAGUUUCUCUUCAGCAGAAUCAGCUCGGCCGGACUGGACUGGGAAGCCAUGCUCCAGCUGCCAGCGCACUCUGGUCCUACGUUCCCCUGCUAGACCGCACCCCCCAAUUGUGAAGCCCUGCCCCCUGGGAGGCUCCGCCCCAGGGGCCUAGAGAGACGGAGAGACCCAUGCAGGCUCGCAAAAAGUAUGUCCUCCUGGCCCUCUGCGCUUGCUGCUGGCUGCUGCUCUUCUACUGGGGCGGGGUGCAGGUGCGUCUCCUCAAGCUGCUGGCGCGGCAGCGGGGCGAGGAGGUGCGCCCGUGGCCCGACUGGGUGGACCGAGCGCUGCUGCCAGCCUACGUGGAGCUGGAGGAGCUGCAGGCGGGCGAGGGGGCUGGCGAGUCGCCCCGGCAGCGGCGGCAGGCAUGGGCGGGCAUCUACAAGGACAGCCGCUGCCGCAUGGACACCUGCUUCGACUUCUCGCGCUGCCGCGGGCGCGACGGCUUCCGAGUGUACGUCUACCCGGCCGAGAAGGGCGAGCGCGUGUCGGAGAGCUACCGCAAGAUACUGGCGUCCAUCGCCGAGUCACGCUACUACACGGCAGACCCGCGCGAGGCCUGCCUCUUCGUGCUGAGCAUCGACACGCUGGACCGCGACCAGCUCUCGGCGCAGUUCGUGCCCAACGUGGACGAGCGCAUCCGCGGCUACCCGCUCUGGAACGACGGCCGCAACCACCUCAUCUUCAACCUCUACUCUGGCACCUGGCCCAACUACACGGAGGACCUGGGCUUCCACAUCGGCCAGGCCAUCCUGGCCAAGGCCAGCCUUAACGUCGAGCACUUCCGGCCGGGCUUUGACGUCUCCAUCCCCCUCUUCUCCAAAGAGCACCCCCAGAAGGGCGGCGAGCGGGGCUGGCUGGUGCGCAACACAGUGCCGCCCCGCCGGAAGUACCUGCUGAUGUUCAAGGGCAAGCGCUACCUGACGGGCAUCGGCUCGGACACGCGCAACGCGCUGCACCACAUCCACAAUGGCAAGGACAUCGUCUCGCUUACCACCUGCCGGCACGGCAAGGACUGGGAGAAGCACAAAGAUGCGCGGUGCGACCAUGACAACCUGGAGUAUGAGAGGUAUGACUACCAGGAGCUGCUGCACAACUCCACCUUCUGCCUGGUUCCUCGGGGGCGUCGCCUGGGCUCCUUCCGCUUCCUGGAGUCUCUGCAGGCGGCCUGUAUCCCGGUGUUGCUAAGUAACGGCUGGGAGCUUCCCUUCUCAGAUGUAAUCCAGUGGAGCCAGGCUGUCAUUGAGGGAGACGAGAGACUGCUGCUGCAGGUCCCCUCCACAGUGCGGGCGGUGGAUAACGAGCGGGUGCUGGCUCUCCGGCAGCGCACGCAGAUGCUGUGGGACGCCUACUUCUCCUCCGUCGACAAGAUCGUUCUCACCACGCUGGAGAUCAUUAAGGACCGGGUGUUCUCACACAUCUCCCGGAACAAGUUCAUGUGGAAUGCCCUGCCAGGCGGCCUGCUGGUGCUACCAGAGUACUCCACCCACCUGGCGCACUUCCCGUUCUACUACCUGAGCCAAGGUAUCAGUCCUGGCCAGGAGUUCACUGCUGUCAUCCACGCCGUCUCUCCGUUGGUCUCCCAGUCUCAGCCAAUCAUGAAGCUCCUACAGGUGGUGUCCAAGUCCAAAUACUGCUCACAGAUUAUCAUCCUAUGGAACAGUGAGAAGCCACCCCCUCCCAGGAGUAAGUGGCCCCCCAUGCCAGUGCCUCUGACUAUAACGGACGGCAGGAGGAAGACUAGCAGCCGCUUCCUCCCUCAUGUUGCUAUAGAAACAGAUGCAGUGCUCAGCCUGGACGAGGAUACAGUUCUGCUGACCAGUGAGGUGAACUUUGCCUUCCUGGUGUGGCGCAGUUUUCCUGAGAGAAUUGUGGGGUACCCUCCCCGGAGCCACUUCUGGGACCCUGUCAAGCAGGUCUGGGGGUACACCUCCAAGUGGACCAACGAAUACUCUAUCGUACUGACCGGAGCUGCCUUCUACCACAGGUACUACCAUCACCUGUUCUCCCAGUACCUGCCUCCCUCACUCCGAGCGCUGGUGGAUCGCACCUCCAACUGUGAGGACAUCUUAAUGAACUUCUUGGUGUCGUCUGUCACUCACCUGCCACCCAUCAAAGUGGCCCAGAGGAAACAAUAUAAAGAGAUCCCAAAUCUACAGGGAGUGAAGAACGCCCCCUGGUCAAACCCGGAGCACUUUACUCAGAGACAGGAGUGUGUGAACGCCUUCGCCAGCUGGUUUGGCUACAUGCCGCUGGUCCACUCCCAGUUCCGCUUUGACCCCCUGCUCUUCAAGGAUCAGGUGUCUGUGCUGCGCAAGAAAUACAAAGACCUGGAGCGUGCCUGAGACAGACAGACAGACAGACAGCCAAAGGCGUGGCAUGGACACAUAUACCCUGUUAGGGAGUCCUGCAUUGGCGUUCGAGACGGACAGCCGGUCCAAACUCUCCAACCCCGCUCCCCUACAUACCCCAGAGAGUGCCUGAAGUGGAGAGGGAUUGGAGCAGGGCAUUGGGGGUGGGGCCACACCCCCUCCCUGAUU
Molecule: messenger RNA, 4014 nt
Organism: Megalops cyprinoides (Indo-Pacific tarpon)
Lineage: Eukaryota; Metazoa; Chordata; Actinopteri; Elopiformes; Megalopidae
Gene: ext1c
Product: exostoses (multiple) 1c
Exons: 12
Coding region: 1606-3819 (737 amino acids)
Cellular component (GO): membrane
Molecular function (GO): glycosyltransferase activity
Source: RefSeq, a predicted model, not a curated record